Messenger RNA from Micropterus salmoides (largemouth bass), 7911 nucleotides. It is a transcript of the gene tmem132e, whose product is annotated as transmembrane protein 132E. Bases 1199 to 4456 code for a protein of 1085 amino acids. The transcript is spliced from 9 exons. The record is from RefSeq and is a predicted model, not a curated record. Lineage: Eukaryota; Metazoa; Chordata; Actinopteri; Centrarchiformes; Centrarchidae.
UGCAUUUUAAGGUGAACACGUUUAGUUUGGAGCGGAGUUAAACACCGGACCGAGACAGCUGCGUUAAAGACAGCAUCUCCAGUGAGCUCCGUCUCCUGCAGAAACACAUCAGACAGGUGCUGUUAAAUCAGAUAGGCUAGUUUGGAUUAAGACACAUAAACGCAGAGUUCGUCGGACUUGGCUGUGUUUCAGACUCCGGUAAGCGGCACCGACGAUGCUCCGCUCGGCUUUCUGGCUUAACACCACAAAGUAAAACGGAUUAAGAAAGUAGCAGGAGUUUUCUGGAUGUCUGUGUUCUUCUGGUGUUCGCACGGUGGUUCCCAGCUGUGACUGUGGCAACACGCUGCGGUAGGUGAACUACUGGAAACCUGAGGGAAAAGCGUUUUUUUUUUUGUUUUCUUCUUGCAGCCAACCCGGACCUUUCUGGCUUGUUUAAGGUCGCAAUAUCACCGUUUCCAGCUCAGAAUGUAUUUCCACCUUCUUCUCUCGGAUGUGGAUUUCAAAUGAAACCCGUGAAGUCCGCUGAACCAGAGCGGUGCCGAUCCGUCGGAUGCCAUUUCGCCCUUCUCUCCAGGUUUUGCGCAAGGACUUUUUGAAUUCUUAAUUGGAGAAUGACCAAUCGCACAGAUAAAUUCUACCGGUCUUUCUCUUCUGCUUGUUAUUUAGACUAGUCUGGCAAUUUUUUUGUUUAGGCACGCAGGGUUCCUGUGUUUUAAGCCAGGGCGCGCGUCAUCUCUCCACUGGCUUCCAUUGAUUUAUGAUUUUUGGGGGCAUUUAUCGGGUUUCGCGCAAGAACUUUGGCCCGCGUCAGGAACACUGGGUCCUCUCUCUUUCCCCUGUUGCCCAAUUUGGAGCAGGAUACUUGUAACUUUCUUCUCCCAUGUGGGGAAAAACGCUCUCUUUUGCCUGGUGAAGACGCGGUUUGGCCGUGCCUUAGGUUUGCUGCAAGCAAAGACGCUGUGAAGACUGUAGCUGGACAAUAACAUUUUUGAAGACCCCGACUGAGACAUCACACACACUGUCGCACACAUACGUUCAAAUACUUGUGCAGAUACAUAUUGCGCAUUGUCCAACUCGAGACCCUCUGAAGAACUGCAACAGCAUCGUGUGGAGGCUAAACCCUGCAGAGAGGUUUAUUUAUCCACCAUAGGCUUCUGGAACAACUGGGACUUAACAUCCGCCUUCUGGGAUUUCUACCAUGUCAGGUGUACGGGAUUGCAGAUGGACUCUCCUCAUCUGUGUGGCGGCGCUUUCAUAUGCUCUUGCAGGUAAAAUCUCUCCAACAAGCUCAGAUGCCCUCCUCAGUUCCUCAGCAGUAACAGCCAGUCCUUCACCACCCAAUGUGUACCUUCCCGCCAACUUCAAAAUGUCCAAUGCACAGCUUGCUUUCUUUUUGCGGGAGGCUCAGAACACAGGACAACCAGUUGGCGGCAGCAGUAAGAGCGGUAGUAGCCCCAGCACUGGACACCCGCUGCAGCGCUCUGAAAGUUUUGUGGUUUUUCAGACAAAAGACCUCCCUGCCAUCAACAUAAGCUUUGGACCUUUUGCCCGGGACCAGGCCCUGUCCAAGGAGUUGCUCCAGCCAGCUAGUCCACUGGAUAUUCCUGGCCAGCUGACAGUCAACUGGAAGGUGCGGGCCUUCAUUGUUCAGGCGAGGGUCUUCUCCAACAACCCCACAGUCCAGGUGUUUUUCUACAUCGCUGGCCGCGACUGGGAUGACUUCAAGGCUCAGGACAAGCUGCCCUGCGUCCGUCUGCAUGCCUUCCGGGAUGUCCGUGAAAUUAAAACCUCCUGCCGCAUGAAAGGCAACCUGGCACAGUGCUUGGCCCAGCUGGAGCUGCCUCCGUCCUGGUUUAACACCAAUGUCGCCCCACUGGGUCGGAGGAAAGGCUCCAGUGACGGGCUUUUGGAUGGGUUAACCAGUGAGACCCUCCAGGCUGAGCUCUACUAUACACUCCAUGGGCCUAAUCUGGAUGGUGAGUGCAGUGAGGGCUCAGGUCAUAGGGGUGGUGGUGUUUCCAGGGGAGAACCUCUGUCACAGCACCCCCUACUGCGCAUUGGGAGCAUCAGCCUGUACCAGGCCAGCCAAGAGCAGCUGCUGGUGGACAAGCAGUUAGACAAGAACAUGUUCCUCAGGCUGCCUGAGAAGCCCCUGAAGCCUGGGGAAACCCUCAGAAUCUUCCUCUACUUGAUGCCCAACUCCUCUGUUGAACAGUUCACUCUCAAGGUCAAAGCAAAGAAAGGGGUGAACCUGCUUCAGACCAAGUCGAAGAACGCCCAGUGGAAGGUGGAUUGGGAGGUGCAGUCCGGCGCCAAGCAUUCCAUCACCACCAUCGAUGUGAACAAGCACAAAGCAGUCAAACAGGGGGAUGUCUUGGGCAAUGUCGAGGUGAUGCAGUUGGAUUUCGAGAUGGAGAACUUCACCAGCCUCUCGGUGACCAGAAGGAUCAACUGGAACAUUGACUACAAGGGGCAGAACCCGCUUCCUGAUUCAGAGAAGGUGGUGACGGAGUUGACGGUAGUGCAGCGAGAUAUUCAAGCCAUCAUCCCUCUGGCCAUGGACACUGAGAUUAUCAACACGGCCAUUCUGACCGGACGCACUGUGGCCAUUCCUGUCAAGAUGGUCUCCAUAGAGAUGAAUGGAGCAGUCACUGAUGUCUCAGCCUUUGUGCAGUGCAAAUCCUCCAAUGAAGACAUUGUUAAGGUGUCCAUGAAUUGCGACUACGUGUUUGUCAAUGGGAAAGAGAUGCGGGGCUCCAUGAAUGCAAGGGUUAUCUUCAGCUACGAGCACCUCAGCGCACCGCUGGAGCUGACCGUCUGGGUGCCCAAACUUCCCCUGCAGGUGGAACUUUCUGACAACAAUCUGAGCUUCAUUAAAGGCUGGAGGGUUCCCAUUCUUCCCGACCGAAGGAGCACUAGAGACAGCGACGCCGAGGAUGAAGACGACGAGCGCAGGGUGAGUCGAGGCUGCACCCUGCAGUACCAGCGGGCCCUGGUCAAGGUGCUGACCCAGUUCCACACCACCUCCACAGAGGGCACCGACCAGGUCAUCACGAUGCUGGGGCCCGAUUGGCAAGUGGAUGUCACAGACCUGGUCCAGGACUCCCUGAAGGUGGCCGACCCCAGGAUAGCUGAGUUGGUGGACAGGACGGUCUUGGUGGGUCUGGAGCUGGGAUCCACUGUGCUGAAGGUGGAGUCUCCACUAGCAGUGGAUGCGGUAUUGGGAGAGUCUGCGUUCUCCGUCACAGACGACAAGGUUUCCAUCACGGAGAUGCGCAUUAACGCCAUUUCAGGCCUGACCCUGUCGCUGCAGCCCAGCCCCGGCAACAGCCACACCAUGGUGGCCAAGGCAACUGGCAUCCAGACACUCACUGCUCCCAAACAGGAGGCCAGUUUGUCUGUCUGGAUGCUUUUCAGUGACAACACAGCUGCCACUCUGACUUAUUUUGAUCCCAAAGACUACAACCUCAAUGCUUCCACAGUGGAUGACAAAGUUGUGUCGGUAUCCCAGGAGCCUCAGCAACGCUGGCCUGUGGUGGUGGCAGAAGGGGAGGGAUCUGGCGAGUUGGUGCGUGUAGAGAUGACCAUCUGUGAGGCCUGCCAGAAGACCAAACGCAAAAGCGUCAUCGCAUCUGCUGCAGUUUAUGUCAAGGUCCGCUUUGGCCCAGAGGAUGACUCUGAGGAAGAGGCAACCACAGAGGGUGAGAUUGAGCUGGCGCCCGUUACCAGGCGUCCAAUCAUUGAUCCGAACAUCAGUGGAAGAAUUUAUGAGACAUCUAAUGAGCAGCCUGCCAGUGUUCCCAUUGAUUACACCAAUUUCCCCACCAUUAGCAAUCAGGAGCGACCAACUGAGAGUGAUGAAGAGGAGGAAGACGACUUUGUGCAUUCACCUCGUAACAUGACUGACCUUGAGAUUGGCAUGUAUGCUCUACUGGGAGUCUUCUGUCUGGCCAUUUUAGUGUUUCUCAUCAACUGCAUCGUCUUCGUGCUUAAAUACCGCCAUAAGCGGAUCCCACCUGAGGGUCAAGCUAAUAUGGAUCAUUCCCAUCACUGGGUGUUCCUGGGAAAUGGACAGCCACUGAGGGCCCAAUGUGAUUUGUCACCACAGCAGGUAGAAAGUCCCAGUAACCCUUUGGAAGGCGUACAGACUUGCUGCCACGGGGACCACCACAGUAGCGGCAGUUCCCAGACUAGCGUUCAAAGCCAGGUACAUGGGCGGGGUGACGGCAGCUCUGGGGGCUCUACGAAAGAGAACGGUGAGGAUGCCAGUUCCCCCACUUCCAAGCGCAAGAGAGUCAAGUUUACCACCUUUACCACCCUUCCCACAGAAGAGCUGCCCUAUAACUCCAUCCCCAUAGCAGAUGAAGAGGACAUUCAGUGGGUUUGCCAGGAUAUGGGCUUUCAAGACCCAGAGGAACUGCAUGAUUACAUGCGCAGAAUAAAAGAAAUAGCCUGAGAUAAGAGGUGCAGCGUGAAGCACCACUCUCAGCUUUCUAAAGAAAUGUUCCUUUCUAUUUUUCUCUUUUUCACCUAAGUGAAAGAUAAUUUUUCACAGACUAAAAGGCCAACUGUUGUUUUGGUUAGGGUGUGUUCCAUUUAGUUUGCACAGUGCUGUAAUCUCAUACACGCUCACACAGAAGAGAAUGCGAGGAAGCCAAAGACUUGACCAGAGGGAUCUCAAUCACUAGAGAAAUCUGUAAAUCUUGGCUAUAGGAAACAUAUUUCACUGGAAAGCUGUGCCAUGGCCAGGUGUGAGAGCUGCUCCAGCUUGCACAUCAGGAUUUGACUCUAGAGAAAGCCUGAUAUGGACAGGAUUGUUGCAGAGGUUUGGUAUUGGCUGUGUUUUUGCUGGCUCAGAGGGACUCUUCAGUUCUGUACCUACUCCAACAAAGAGGCCUUUGAUGAACACAAAACUGUCAAAGACUCUCAUGAAAGCUAUGUUAAAAAAAUCCUUUUGUUUUUGCCAAAGUAGGAAAAGCGUUCUUUUAAUGGCAAAACUUUCUUCAUUGUUGUUCUUGGUGCAGCACUCAACUCAUGAUUUGUACUCAUGUUCAUUCCAUACAUUUUUCUACAUUUCAUAGGUAGUCAAAAGCAGUGCCCUACUACUAGUCCUCCUGGUCCUGAACAAAUCUAAUGCCUUAUAAAAAUGGUCACAGUUCACUUCUUAUAUCAGUGCAGACACCCUGUUUUCUCACUAUGGCUAGAGACAGUGUAGUAAGAUGUAAAAUACUACAACUAAUCUCAAGCAUGAGGUAUUAGAAAAGAGCUUGUGAAUUGUGAGGAUCUCUAACGUUCUUUGCAUGGAAGGGGAUCUUGAGGCACAAUCAGCAACUUUUUCCAAAUUUGUAAAUGUUUGUAUUGUAAUUAUAUAAUCAUUCAUACACAUUACUAAAGUAAAUAUAUUACCAAGCAUUACCCGCAUGUCAUGUCAGGCCUACAUACACGCAGACAUUCCUCUCUAGUAUACAGUAUGUAUAUACCAUAUUGAGCCAGAGUCGCCUCUCAAAUGUUCAACAAGUAGCUCCAAGCUAGAAGAGUGGGAAGCAGGUUGAAGUCUUGUGGUGAGUAGAAGGUUCCCCUCAGUAAUGACAUAAUAUAAUCAUGACGGAGCUGUAGCUUCUUAACAAAGUAGUAUCACAUUUGACUGUUGAACAUGGGGAUUUGCUAUGCAUCAGAAUUGUAACAGAUUUCAUAUUUUGAUCAUUUAUUUCCCUUCCUCAAGUUAGACUGGCCUCAGCCUUAAGGAAAAUAAAAGUAAAGUAUGAUGUACUAGUUGGAAACACUGAUACAUUCUCACUGAACACGAGAUCCUCUAAACUCUGAAGGAAAAUGCCAUCCCCCCAAAAAGAAGAUUAUUGGAUAAAUUAUUGAUUUUGCUCCAUCUUUUUUUAUAUCAUGGCCAUCCCAUGUUGUCAUGUUAAUUGUUAACACACUCUAACAACUAUGUAGUCCCUAUUUAGUUUAAUCUAUUCCAGUGAACAUACUUUGGAGGCUUUCUCUGAAUUAAAUGGACUGAGUGAGAAACUAGUAGCUCUUACUGGUAAAGAAAUCAUUUGUGUUGCUAGUGUCAGAUGAGUUGUGCUGCUGCCAAGGGUGUGGUUUUGACAGCAUGUAAAAGUAUCUCAGGAUGCUAACUGACUUUACUGACAAAUCAAAGUGACUGAAAACAGCAUAGACAGUGGAUAUAAUUUGCAGGUUUUCUUGUGCAGCAAGUGUUAAUUGCUGUGUUAAGCUUUUAAAGGUUUACUGACAUGGGUUUUAAACUACACUGAAGCAGAAAAAGGAAAGAUCUGGCAGUUUUAGAAAGAGCAUAAAAUAUCUGAUUUCAUCCAAAACAUUGCGAGGCAGCCAGACACGUAGGGACUGAGAGCAUGAUGACAGCAGAGCUAAUAGUAUUUGUAAUUGCAGUUGCCCUGUUAGUGUAGGCUUUGCUUUAUUUUUUAAUUACUAGAGUGGAAGACUGGAAAUGACGUUUGAAGGUUGAUGUUAUUCCAGCUCUGAUCUCACAUGAAACAAGUUCUUUUCAGUACUAUUGAAGCAACCAUGAGAUAAAAAAUACUUUUCACGUCACUUUCCUUUAAUUCUCUACUGCAUCUAAGGGCUUGGAUUUUUCUUUUAUGUUAACUGACUGAGAUUUUAAUGAUCCUAUGAGGAAACUAACAUUAUUUGCUUCCUCUCUGGUGAUAAUGAGAGUAAGCUCUAUUUACUACUCUAAACUGUCACUCAAAACAUUUUGUUGCCAUCAUACCUGCUUUUCAACCCCUACAGCCUUAUUUAAGACCCAAUCCAGAAUUGUUCUCUUUGAGGCAGUGCUGUUUCACUUCAAAAAAACAGCUUUAUAUCAGACAAAAACAUUGAACUAAAGACAUUUUAUAUUUGCUUUUAAAAUGUGUUUCCUGAGCUCCUUAUUCAUUAACUGACCAUAUGGGACAGCUAAACACAAGCGUUAAAUGUGAUCUAAAGAUGGAAGUGGUUCACUUACAUUGUAAAUACUGGAGCAAAACCGGCUUUAAUUAUUUUUCACUUAUCUCAAAGCUGCCAUGAGAUUAUUUUCUGUCAGUAAACCAUACCUUUCAAUAUUCUACAUGUAUAUAGACCCACAUUUGAUAUUCUCAUAAAUCCUGGAUUGGGACUUUAAGGAUUUGGUUUACUGCAUGCCCUCUCUUUGUUCCAUGUGGUUGAAAUGAAUAAUGACCUGAUUCUAGUGUUUAAUAAUAUUCAAUCUGUGUUAACAUCUUAAGAGAUGAGACGUUAUUUUUGACAGCCCAAGCCCAUCCUCCAGUCACAGCAUCAACAUGAUUUGCCAUGAAAUUAAGAGAAGUAGCAGCCAGCUGGAAGUUUUUCAGUUUUAACUUUAAAUGAUGGUUUUUCAGGAUGAAUGUAGGAUUCUUAACUAAACUUGGCUGUUUAAUGUUAGUUAGUGUUAGUGUUAAUGUGGUCAGCCGAAUCUGGUGACACUUCUAUAACAGCCUAAGUAUCUAAUAGCAGCUUUACACACUCUUUUCAUACGUUUUGUUUUGUUUAGAUUUUUCAGUUUACUGUCACAGUAUGUAAAUAUUUUGCCCAUUAUGAUCUGUCUCUAAAAAAAAUUUUUUUUUUUUAACCUCACUUUCACAUCGAACUUCUCCUUCCUCUGUGCUUUUAAAGUCUUUUUUUGUAAUGCUUCUUUGGUGACGGUGAGGGUAUUGAUCAUUUUGUGAUUUUCUUCAAGCUGCUAAUAGAAACUUCUCUUCUGACAACAUGUAAUUGAACAUCUUGAAUUGUUCCUUUCUGCCCCCCUUCCCCCCUGGCUCACUACACUCACAAUAAUAUGUUAAUGUACAGAGCACUGUUAAAUUUCCUGUAUUCUCUUGAAAACAAACCCUUGUAUUUUCCCGUUAUAUGUAAAGUACUAAAGAAAAUGCAAUACAA